AGCAUCAGCAGUAGCGUCAGCAGUAACGUCAGCAGUAGCAUCAGCAGUAACGUCAGCAGUAACGUCAGCAGUAACGUCAGCAGUAACAUCAGCAGUAGCAUCAGCAGUAGCGUCAGCAGUAGCGUCAGCAGUAGCGUCAGCAGUAGCGUCAGCAGUAACGUCAGCAGUAGCGUCAGCAGUAACAUCAGCAGUAGCGUCAGCAGUAACGUCAGCAGUAACGUCAGCAGUAGCAUCAGCAGUAGCGUCAGCAGUAGCGUCAGCAGUAACAUCAGCAGUAGCGUCAGCAGUAACGUCAGCAGUAACGUCAGCAGUAACAUCA
Messenger RNA from Priapulus caudatus, 319 nucleotides. Its product is annotated as probable glycosidase CRH1. The record is from RefSeq and is a predicted model, not a curated record. NCBI's taxonomy places the organism in Eukaryota, Metazoa, Priapulida, Priapulimorpha, Priapulimorphida, Priapulidae.